Venustampulla echinocandica is the source of this 1227-nucleotide messenger RNA. RefSeq names its product putative Trans-1,2-dihydrobenzene-1,2-diol dehydrogenase. The record is from RefSeq and is a predicted model, not a curated record. Gene Ontology annotation, molecular function: nucleotide binding. The coding region runs from base 1 to 1227 and encodes 408 amino acids. Lineage: Eukaryota; Fungi; Ascomycota; Leotiomycetes; Helotiales; Pleuroascaceae. The transcript has 2 exons.
AUGGCACAAGAACCGUUCACCGUGCGCUGGGGAAUUCUAGCCACAGGCGGAAUCGCGACCACCUUUGCCAAAGACCUCCUCACCAACCCAGCCACCCGCUCCGUCAACGAUGUGCGCCAUACUAUCGUCGCCGCCGCCUCCUCCUCGUCGGAAUCGCGUGCAGUCGAAUUCCUCAAGGACGUUGGUGCGCCCACAUCCGCAAAGGCCUAUGGCAGCUACCAUGCGCUAGCACAAGAUCCGAAUAUCGAUGUUGUCUACGUCGCAACCCCGCAUUCGCACCACUUCCAAAAUGCCAUGCUGUGUCUCACUGCUGGGAAGAACGUUCUCUGCGAGAAGGCCUUUACCGUCAACGCCGCACAAGCUCGGCUCCUCGUCGAAAAGGCAAAGGAGAAGGGCGUGUUCCUCAUGGAAGCCGUGUGGACGCGCUAUUUCCCUCUGAGCGUGAAGAUUCGGGAGCUGGUUACAUCGGGGAAGAUAGGCACUGUCGUGAAGGUCAACGCCGACUUGUGCAUAAAUGGGUCUACGGAUGACGCUGAGAAGCUGUCCUUCAGCGAUAAGCAUCGCGCGGUGAACAUGGACCUGGCCGGCGGGGCGCUGCUUGAUCUUGGGAUUUAUACCUUGACCUGGGUUUUCCAGAUCUUGUACCUGUGCCAAAAAGCUCCCGCCGAUGGAUCCGGAAAGGAGAAGCCGAAGAUUCUUGCUGCGAUCGAUAAAUACCACACGGGUGCCGACGCGUUGACGAGUAUUAUCUGCCACUGGCCGAAGCAGAGGACGAUGGGCAUUGCGACCUCCUCGUGGAGAGUAGCGACCACGCCGGAUGGAGAAGGAAGUCCAGCUGCCGGCCCUGCCUGUAGGAUCCAGGGCACAAAGGGAGAAAUUCAAGUGUUUGGCCCUCUGUAUAGACCUACUAUGUACAGGGUUAUCAUGUUCGGCGGAGAGAGGGGAGUAGUUGAGGAGGUCGAGUGUCCGAUUCCAAAGGAUCCCAAAAUCCCCGGCGUUAAAGGGGAGGAAGAGUUGGGCUGGGGACAUGGCAUGUUUUGGGAGGCCGAUGAAGUGGCGAGGUGUUUGAGAGAUGGGAAGAAGCAGAGUGAUCUGUUGACCUGGGAGGAGAGUAUAGUGAUUAUGGACGCUAUGGAUGAGGUUCGGAAGCAAGGAGAUCUGGUUUAUCCACAGGAGAUUGAGAGCGAUGUAUAUGAUGAGAAGAGCCCUCUGAAUGGGAGUUCUUAG